AGGGAUUAUGUAUUGAAAAUCAAAUAAGAUAUCAGUAGCUUUACAAAAUCCAUACGCGAUAGAUGAUAUACGCUGCUGCUGAGACGUGUCAAAAUAAAUAUGCGCUAUUAGAGGUUUCGCGCGACGAGGAGUACGGAGAUUUUUUUUGUUGUUUCUGUUGUUGUUGUUGGUUUGCACAACUGUUGCGGGUGAAAGAGCUGGCGCGGGUCUUGUUGAGCCGUUGUUGGAGCAUAUUCUUGCGAAUGACUUACCGUCGCAUUUCGGUCGCUCAGCAGCAAUUUACGUUUGCCGUCGUGCUCGUUCACAGUUUCGCGGUGGGUUGGAAGAGAUCGCGCGCGUUUUCCGGCCUGACCGUGCUGGAUGGAUUGUAACGGGUUGCUUGGAUCCGGCCUACUGCAACACUAAAGUGGCGGUGAUGAAAGAUUGUGAGCUUGAUUGCGUUUUUGGAAGAUAAGUGCGAAUUGAUUUGUUAAAAUAAUAUGCAAUAAAUUUCUAGAAACCGUGGAAGAAUUGCGUUUAGAGAUGUGAAAAUAUACGUCCUGUUGGAUUAAAAUACUCCUCACGACGAGAGCAAACAGAAGAAGCAUAAAUCAGUGAAUGAUCGUUAUAGUUUGCUGAAACAGAGUCUACGGCAGUGAACGGAAUUAUGCCUAUAGUGUUAUACCUCAAGUGUGCGUUCGGAAGUGAUAGAUAAAAGAGUGGCCGAGUUUGCGAAAGCGAUUGGCAAGUGAAAAUUACCCACCGCCAUCAUUGGUUCAAAAUUGCACCCAACACGAACAAUCUGGCGGUGGUUAGACAACCAUCCAUGGCCGUUGGGCCGCCGACGGGAGGAUCAGGAAAUCCUCCGCAAAUACCAGUCCAGCCACACCCGAUUCUAGCACCUAGUCCGCUGUUUGCCUUACCGACAUUGAACUUUACGGCGUCGCAGGUUGCGACCGUUUGCGAAACACUGGAGGAAUCCGGGGACAUUGAACGGCUGGCGCGGUUUCUAUGGAGCCUACCGGUGGCCCACCCGAACAUCUCGGAACUGGACCGUUCCGAGGCGGUGCUGCGAGCGCGGGCGAUAGUUGCAUAUCACACGGGACACUUUAGGGAGCUGUACACGAUACUGGAAAGGCACAAGUUCACCAAAUCGUCCCAUGGAAAACUACAAGCGAUGUGGCUAGAAGCGCACUACCACGAGGCAGAAAAACUACGCGGACGACCAUUAGGACCAGUCGAUAAGUACCGCGUCCGGAAAAAAUUUCCGCUCCCAAGGACCAUCUGGGACGGCGAGCAGAAGACCCACUGCUUCAAAGAGCGCACGCGAAGCCUGCUAAGAGAGUGGUAUCUCCAGGAUCCAUAUCCGAACCCGACCAAGAAGCGGGAACUGGCCCAGGCCACCGGUCUCACCCCGACCCAGGUGGGAAAUUGGUUUAAAAAUAGACGCCAACGGGACCGAGCUGCGGCGGCCAAAAAUAGGCACAAUCAACCUCCUCUGUCCGGUUCCGGAGCGACCUCACUAACACCCCGGCGAGGUGAUGCACCACUUUCACCCACGGACACCGAUUCCGAUUCGGACAUCUCGCUCGGAACGCAUUCGCCAGUACCGAGCAUGUCCCUACAACACAGUCCCAGUUCGCUGCCCGGUUCCAGCGAGGAUCGCCUGAACGACGACCGAGAUCGGGAGAAGGAUUUCCGCAGUUUUGCAUCGCUUCACUCGUUCCGCUUUGGGGACCAUCUGGCGGGCGGAUUCCUACCUGAAAACUUUUCGCUUUCACUUUCAGGCUCGUUCAACAACAGAUUCAUGCCUUACCGCCUCGGGGACAACUCACCUCCAAUCAAUACUCACUCACCCCCGAUAGGUUUGACACAUCUUCCAAUCACACCGACAGUCCUUCGGCCGCAGCCUCACUUACCUCCAUCGCUCUCAGUGACGGCACCGACGGCAACGACCACAUCGAUGAGUGAGUCUCCGAACAGUAACAGUAGUGCCACCACCAGUUCCAUCAAUAACGGUGCCACUGGAGGGUUGGCGAUAGGUGGAAACAGCGGUUCCAGUGCUCCCCUGAUGGCCCAAAUGUCUCCACUCAGAAUACGGGUCAGUUCACCGACGCGACUCAACGCGGACCUGCUACAGCACAGUUCGCACCAUCAUAGUCUCAUGAACGGAUUGAACGCCAGCGGGAUCGUGCGGAUUGUUCCUAACACAACGACCAAUCUCAUUCAUCGGCCAUUUUCGCCAUCGCCCAAACCGAAGGAAGCGUCGUGAUAAAAUCUACCGCCGUCGCUGCAUGAAAAAGGACAGCCAUUCGACACCCAACGCGACUGGCCAUCGCCGAGUAGUUGAUUAAUGUAGUGAAAUAUGUACAAGGAGACUACUAGUAGAGAGCACAAGUUGAAACUAAAGCAUAUAAAUCUCCUUAAACUUGUUACUAAAGCCAUAAAACAGUGAAGCAAAUCGAAUACUUUUAAGUAAGACAUUUUAAUACGGAACGCACUGCUUUGGUAAAUUAGAUUUACUUUAAAACUUUGGCAAAUCACGUCAUAUUUAUUUGGCGUUCUGGAAUGCGCGUGGCGCACAUAAUGUGGUACCCCGGCAUCCGGCGCCUCUUUUCCUCCCCCUAUAUAUACAUAGAGAAGGCAGCAGCGGCACACCAUACCACCCAGAAGUAUGCGAGGCCAUGGUGUGUGCAGUGUUGGGCGGAUCAAUAUCACCGACAGCGUGUGCAUACCAACACACUAAAAUAACGCUACAGUACAGCAGUCGACGGCCGCCGGCCGCGCACAUGCGUAGAAACGCGCCCCGAUUGGGGAACUGGCAGCACUGCUCGACGACGAACGACAUCCUCGGUGUCGGAUGCGUGCAACAUUUUUUCCCAGAUCUAGUGAGCCGCGUGACACUCUGUAAAUGCGAUGUAUCUCGCGAAGCGAUCACGGUGUUCUUGCGGCUACUGUUAUCGAACGAAAUAUAAUGCCGGGGUUAGCUUGUGGUUAUGAUAUUCAGGGUGUCUAUGCUCGUUAUGUAGAGCUUGAUAAUCGAAUUUGAAACAUGAAAUAUCCAAUCGUUUAGUUAUCAUGCAUACAAGUCAAUCAAUAAUCAAAGUUCCUCACUUGAAAAACUAGUUAAAAUGAUAAAUGCCAUUCUUAAUACCUAUUAGCUGUGCUGUAAACAUUCGAAAUUUCUCUUGGCGUUUGUUUUGCUUCCAUGGUCAUCAGUCAAUUGAGUUUUCUACGCUCAUAAGCUACCGUCAGCUUUCACACACAUCACUAGCGGUAGAAUGAACAUCGAGAAACACAAAAACUUUGGAUUGAAUGUUUUCUGACACGAUGACAUUUUCAUUAAUUUUAAAUUUUGCACAGAUUUCUGAAAUGUCCAAUAAUAAACAACAAUAAAAGUUUAAUUUUGCUUGUUAUGUCGAAUGCAUACAGUAAAAGCAUCUCUUAUUACAAAAAAA
Molecule: messenger RNA, 3437 nt
Organism: Aedes aegypti (yellow fever mosquito)
Lineage: Eukaryota; Metazoa; Arthropoda; Insecta; Diptera; Culicidae
Product: homeobox protein SIX3-like
Exons: 5
Coding region: 806-2251 (481 amino acids)
Biological process (GO): regulation of transcription by RNA polymerase II
Cellular component (GO): transcription regulator complex; nucleus
Molecular function (GO): DNA-binding transcription factor activity, RNA polymerase II-specific; RNA polymerase II cis-regulatory region sequence-specific DNA binding
Source: RefSeq, a predicted model, not a curated record